UGCAAAGCUUCACACAGAACAUGAACAACAUGUCAGACUCGGAUUCGGAAGGAGGCGUGCCUCUGAUCGAGGCGGAGUUUGAUCCCACGGCAAACUCGAAAAAGAGAAAGGCGGAGGCAGAACCUGAAGGCGGCAUCGACAGCAAGAAAGAGAAGAAAAAAGCGAAGAGGAAGCAGAAGAAGCAGGCCAAGGCGAAGAACAUCGACGAAGAUGAUCUGGAUCAAGAGUUAGGUGUCAAUCAUGCUUUCGAGCGCAUGGACGGUCAAUUGGUAGCGGACUAUGUCAACGCUCGAACACGAUUAUACGGGAAGGACCUGAGCAGUGUCGAGCUGGAAGACAAGUUUAUCCCUGCACGCACCAUAUAUGACAGCACAAGCUACAGUGAACCCCGGAAACUGGACAACCUUUCAAGCUUCCUAAAGAAGCAGUUUGGCGAUUUGAAGCCGACGUCGACCAAGCCUCUAGGAGCGCCGCAUACCAUUGUGGUGACUGCUUCUGGCAUCCGGGCAGCCGACGUGUGCAGGUCGCUCAAGACGGGGCUCCCAAAGCAAGGCGUGAAAGAUGUCAAGGUGGAGAAGCUGUUUGCAAAGCACUUGAAGCUCGCAGACCAGGUCGCGAGUCUGAAGAAGAAUAGAGUGGACUAUGGCGUUGGGACGCCGGACCGGCUCUCUGUCUUGCUUGAGGAUGGUGCACUUUCAACAGCCAACCUGAAGCGUGUGGUGGUUGAUGUUUCGUACAUUGACCAGAAAAAGCGCGGCAUCCUCGACAUGAAAGACCUGCACGAGCCCCUGAUCAAGCUGCUGCUGAGGAAAGAGUUCCUGGGCGAGGACAAAGAAGGCGGGGACGAGCUGUUUGUGUUCUACUGAGAUGUGAUGCGAGAGUCGGAGCUGCACAAGAUACCCAAAGUUAGACAGCCUGGAAUAAACCACGAGAUCAGCGACCUGGCUCGGAGAUCAAGCUACCUAGGUCCGGGCUCGCUAGACUUAGGAUUCGCCGUCUCGGAAGUGCGGGCUCAAAACAUGUGCUGAUGCACCAUGGCACUCGCACCAUGCCUGAGCGCUGUGAUUCGGCGGACGCAAACGCAAAAGUAGAAACUAGAAACCCACAUGUUUGCCUGGGUGGUGCGGAUGCCGGGCGUGAAGCGGUCUGCAGGCGAAUAGAAGGCACUGGUGCUGAAAAUGCAGCGUGCAGGCCGAAUCACAGCGCCGACAGGCCAACAACAGCCAGAAUGCCGCGCGCGGCCCCACAUCUGUUGACAUGAGAAAAAUCCAC
Molecule: messenger RNA, 1272 nt
Organism: Didymella exigua CBS 183.55
Lineage: Eukaryota; Fungi; Ascomycota; Dothideomycetes; Pleosporales; Didymellaceae
Exons: 3
Coding region: 30-866 (278 amino acids)
Cellular component (GO): nucleus; 90S preribosome
Source: RefSeq, a predicted model, not a curated record